Molecule: messenger RNA, 852 nt
Organism: Tetranychus urticae (two-spotted spider mite)
Lineage: Eukaryota; Metazoa; Arthropoda; Arachnida; Trombidiformes; Tetranychidae
Source: RefSeq, a predicted model, not a curated record
CCUUCUUACCAGAUGAUUUUGGCUACCAGUGCUUCAGUUACAUAGUUCAUGUUUUUGUUUAUGCAGAGUUUUUGUAUUGUUUAAAAUUUAUAAUUUAGUAUUUAACACCACCAUUUAAACACCAUUUCAUUGUCUCCCCGAAUUUCUCAGAAGUCUGCAAUUAAUCCCUCAAUUAAUCUCCCCAUUAAUCAGCCACUAAACAAAAGAAAUCAUCUGAUGCAAUUUUAUCACCAUUUACUAUGAAAGGUAAAGUUAAAAGUAAACCAAAAUUGUCGGAAGCACCAACAGCAAAUGCACCGGCAUCGGAUAACAAUGAAUCGGAAGACAUUAAAGACAAAAUGGACGAGUUUAAUAUACAAUUGAAUUGGUGUUUAACGAAUCUUAAGGCUAUUAUACGAGGAGAAAGCGAUAAUAGUGGCACAAAGAUACCUGAACGCAAAGUUGUUGAAGCUGGGCGAGUUUACAGUCAAUUAUCAGAUCCGAAGACGCCAUUUGUUAAGAAAAGACAACUGAUGGCUAAUUAUUUCGGAGAUUAUCGUAAAAAAAUGGCUAAAGAAGAAGAAAAGUUUCGAUCUAAAAGCAGUCAACUUAAAAUUGCAAAUUGUCUAUCGACCAAUGUACCAUCAAAGCCAAUUGUUUGUAGAAAAAAGACAAAAUUGAAAGAAAUUGUUCCUAGCGAACCUUUCAAAUUCAAUUUUUCAGGUGAUGUUUAGGUUAUAGCUUUAUCUUUUUGUAAAUUUCAAUUUUAAUAUUUUCAGUUUCAGUCAUGUAUAAAUGUGUCAAAAAUUUUGUUACGCAAAAAAUGAAUACUAUUUAACAGUUUGCUAUUAUAAUUGAGCUUGCAAAUUUUCA